GCUGCUUCUCUUAAAGACAUGCAGGGGACAUCUGUCCUCUUGUCUUUCGCUGAUACCAGCUUUUCAAACAAAACGUACCUAUCAUUCACCACCGCUUUUACAACCUAGCUACUAUGUCUGGCGACGACGGACCUUCGUCAAAACUGAUGUUUGGGCUAUUCUUUGGGAUGACAGUGUUUGUCAUCAUUGUCUGCUCCACAUUCUCCUACAUGUGCAUGAAGCGGCGAGCCAUGCGCAUACGCGAACGCGCAGACCUAGAGCGGCAGAUCCAGGCACUGCGGCAGCGUCGUGAACAGCUGCUGACCAAAGACCAGCCAUGCCGGCUAGAGGAAGAGGCCAUCGAGAGCCUGCCACGCCGUACUGUUGGCAAGGACAGCACAGGCAGCAACGCCGACGAGAAAUUCGAGUCUGCCAUCACGUGCGGUGUCUGCCUUGACGACUACAAGGCGGGCGACGUGGUGAUUCAGCUACAAUGCACGCACCAGUUCCACGAUCAUUGCAUUGUGCCGUGGUUCCGGACUGCGGACAAAUGCCCAUUCUGCAACAGGUGCGCGCGGCUUAGCAACGCCAGCACUACCGACACGAAAGUCUGAACACCCCAAUUUUUACCUGUAUUGCUUCGCUUAAUAUUGACUAAACCAC
Molecule: messenger RNA, 642 nt
Organism: Linderina pennispora
Lineage: Eukaryota; Fungi; Kickxellomycota; Kickxellomycetes; Kickxellales; Kickxellaceae
Exons: 1
Coding region: 114-593 (159 amino acids)
Source: RefSeq, a predicted model, not a curated record